CAGUAGAUCGUGAACCCGGAAUCGAGCCGAAAUCGGAGUCGCAGCAUUACAACGGACAUGUUGUCCCUUGAUUGUGGUUGUCGACUCGCCACGAACGUCGUCGAUAUUCUUCGUUGACUCAGUAAGGUGAAUUGUCUCGCCUUCAAUUCUUAUCGUCGACAGAGAAUUAGUCACCGCUGAUGACAACCGGACUGGUUCCAGUCAGUGAUUGCCAGUGAACUAAGUUCCACGCGCUUCGGCUUGAGUCGGACGGAUUCCUCCACGCGCACCCGACUUGGUAUUGCGGACAGGGCGGCUUGGCUGACCUCAAAGGGUGUAAACUUGCGUUUACAACAAGUGCUUUCGCACAGCACAGGCUGAGCUAACCCACCUUUGUUAUAGUUGGCAAAAGUGAGAAGUAAUAAACAUUUGGCAGAAAGUUGCUGCGGCGACCUCAUGGAAAGCAGCAUGAUACAUAUGAAUGGUAAACGGAGAAUGUGCUGACAGAAAGAUCACGAGGAAUAAAAGUUUGCAAAACCCUGGUGUCGUGGGGCUCAAUAUCAAUGGAUGCGUCUUGGCGACGAUCUUCACCAUCACACAGUAAACGAGGAGAUAACAUCCAACUCGAGCAUUAGCUCGUUCAGAUUGAUAAGACCACGUUUGUCGAUGCACUGCAGUCUAGCCGCUUCUUGGCGACGAGCUAUCCACCGGAUUCAACGGGUAAAUUCGCUACUAGACGCUUUCAAGCACACAGGUUUUGCCAUCUCAGAGCACAGACGGAAAUAUUCUUCGACCGUAUCAACGAAAGUUAAUUAUCUUCGUGCUCGAGCUCGAUGGCAGCAGCCUCGGAGUCCAGGAGCAUUUUAUUCACGACCACGAAGAAUCGAUCGGUAGUUCUCUGCUAGAUCAUCAAAGCUAUGUAUUGAUACGAAUAAAUACUAAGUAAUGCAUCGUUUCGCUG
Phytophthora nicotianae INRA-310 is the source of this 940-nucleotide messenger RNA. RefSeq lists its product as hypothetical. The record is from RefSeq and is a predicted model, not a curated record. NCBI's taxonomy places the organism in Eukaryota, Oomycota, Peronosporomycetes, Peronosporales, Peronosporaceae. The transcript has a single exon. Bases 547 to 873 code for a protein of 108 amino acids.